AUGAUGGAAGUUGGUCAGACAUUUACCUCAUAUUUUGAUUUUCAAAAUAAUUUUGAGGAAUAUAAAAAAACUUUUUUUUGUGAUUUUGCGAUUUCGGAUUGUCGAACUUUAAAUGUAGCUCGAAAAAAAUAUCCGCAAAAAUUAAAAAAUACUCCGGACUCGUUAAAAUAUUAUUUUGUAAAAUUUAAAUGUGUUCAUGGAGGAGUUUACAAGAAGUGUUCUAACAACGAACAGCAACGAUCCACAUCUACUAUGAAGCAAAAUUGUCCAGCAUUCAUUUAUGUAACAGUAACCAGUGAUGGUACAAAAUUAGAAAUUGCACGUAUGGAUGAAUGCCAUAACCAUGCUAUGUCUUCAAUGUUGUUUUCUAAUCUACCCAAUCAGCGCCGAUUAGCUCCUCAGACCAAAUCUGAAGUAAUUGAAUUGAUGGAUUUGAAAGCUAAUAAGAAGUUAAUUCAAUCAAAAAUCCAUGCCGAAACUGGAAAAAAAGUUACUCUUAAAGAUUUAUCAAAUAUAAAUAGCACAGAAAAACUAAAGCACAGACCAAAAAAUUUUGAGGAAACAAUCGAAGAGGUUAAAAAUACGUAUAAAUGUACGAUUGAAUUGCUAGUGCAUAAUGAUGGGACUUUAUUGGGAUUGUUCCUUCAAGACUCAAGAAUGAAAAUAGAAUUUGAAAAUUUUCCUGAGAUGGUUUGUGCUGAUGCAACUUAUAAAUUGAUAGAUUUGAAAAUACCAUUGUAUGUCCUGCUAGUUGAAGAUGGUAAUGGCCAGAGUGAAGUAGCAGCCCUUGGCCUAUUAGUAAAUGAAGAAAAGGAGACGUUAGCAUGGUUUUUUAAAAAAUUCAAAGAACUAAAUCCUGCCAGUAUAAACACUAGAGUGUUUAUCACGGACAAGGACAUGAAGGAGCGGACUGUCCUAAAAAGUCUGUUUCCUGAAUCGUUCAUGGUAAUAUGUUUGUUUCAUACACUGAGGACAUUCAACAGGGAAAUAACAUGUGAUAAAUUGGGAAUCACACCCGAUCAAAGAGAUAUGUCUAAGCGCAUAUUUGAAAAACUAUGCUACUCUAAAAAUGAAACAGAGUACAUGCAAAUAUAUACAGAUUUUAUUAACUCUGAAUUAACUCCUCAUCAAGUAGUAGCAUAUUUCAAUAAAAAUUGGCACAACAUCCGCGAACAAUGGGUAACUGGUUUAACGAGUGAGUCUGGAAACUUUUUAAACUCAACCAAUAAUAGACUAGAAAGUUUCAAUUCAAAACUUAAAUCAGUAAUUCCAGUGUAUUCAAAUCUGACAGAGUUUUUUAGAAAACUUUUUAUUAUUUUAAAAUGUAUUCGGUCGGAACGGGAUCACUGUGCAAUGAAAGUAAUUCAAAAAAUACCAACAACAAUAUUUCAAAACUUAGAUGAAGAAAAAUAUUAUAAACUUCUUACUCCUUACGCAUUUAAUUUCAUAAAAAAAAAUUUAUUUUGCCCAACAAAGUUUUUGUUUUUAUUGUAA
Messenger RNA from Macrosiphum euphorbiae (potato aphid), 1494 nucleotides. Lineage: Eukaryota; Metazoa; Arthropoda; Insecta; Hemiptera; Aphididae. The record is from the annotation of a GenBank genome assembly.